AUGAAGAUACAUCUGACCUUAUUGGCGGCCUUGAGCCUUGAGAGUGCUUGGGCUCGUACGCCGAGAUGGCCAGUCAGCGGUUCGCAAGAGUCUUCUCUUGACACGGUUCGACCGGACACCUCUCGUCAGAUCCGACGUGCAGACAGCGAAGUAGCUUACGGCACGCUCAUUGAGGAUUGUGCCAACAAGAAGCAAAUCGCCGUCACCCUCGACGACGGGCCAUCCGAGUACACGCAGCGGGUGCUAGACGAAUUUGCCAAGUACGCGAAGGACGGCUUCAAAGCCACAUUCUUCGUCACGGGCAACAACAUGUGCCCCAUCACGGACGACCGGUGCGCCAAGAUAGUCAGAGCUGCACUGAAGGCCGGCCACCAGAUCGCGAGCCACACGUGGCGGCACGAGGACCUCGACGCGAUCGGCACGGACGCCAGGGCCGAGCAGAUGAACCUCAACAAGGAGGCCCUGGCCAAGGUGCUCGACCUCGGCGGCAAGGCGCCGACUUAUAUGCGCCCGCCGUACGGCACCUGUGGGGGCGAGUCUGGCUGUCUGAAGGACAUGGGAGAUUUGGGGUAUCACGUCGUCAAUUGGAACAUUGACACGACGGACUGGAUGUACUGCGACUCCGAGGAAGGAUGCAAGACGUCGGUGGAGCUGUUCGACUCACAGUUCGACAGCAAAAGUCAGACUGGGUUCAUUGUUCUUGAUCACGAUAUCAAGGAGUAUACUGCAUCGGUGCUGAUCCCGCAUAUCCUCAAGCGCGCCAAAGAGACUGGAUACAAAGUCGUCACUGUGGGCGAAUGCCUGAAUGACCCAAAGGAAAAUUGGUACAAGAAAUGGUGA
This is a messenger RNA of Microdochium trichocladiopsis, 840 nucleotides long. RefSeq lists its product as uncharacterized. Gene Ontology annotation, molecular function: hydrolase activity, acting on carbon-nitrogen (but not peptide) bonds. Lineage: Eukaryota; Fungi; Ascomycota; Sordariomycetes; Xylariales; Microdochiaceae. The record is from RefSeq and is a predicted model, not a curated record. The coding region runs from base 1 to 840 and encodes 279 amino acids. The transcript has 2 exons. Gene Ontology annotation, biological process: carbohydrate metabolic process.